Paramuricea clavata is the source of this 998-nucleotide messenger RNA. Lineage: Eukaryota; Metazoa; Cnidaria; Anthozoa; Malacalcyonacea; Plexauridae. The record is from the annotation of a GenBank genome assembly.
AUGAAUAAAAACCGCUAUUACAAAGAUUUACUGAAGGAGAAUUCCAGAAAUCCAAAAACGUUUUGGAGUACCAUAAAAGAAAUUUUUCCUAAUAAGUCGGCAAAGUGUACUGGACGAUCAUUUCAUGCUGAUGGCAAACUAAUUACGCAUAGUAAUUGUAUAGCAAAUGCAUUUGGGUCAUUCUUAUCGACUGUCGUAGACAACCUAAAACGAAAAUCGCGUCCUCUGAAAGACUUUGUUUGGGGUCAUCGGCAUGUACCCAUUACCCAAACUAACAUGAGCUUUCAGUUUAUACCAGUCACUGAACACCACAUAGAAAAGAAAUUGAAUCAAUUAAAACGAUCAAAAGCUGCUGGUAUUGAUAAUAUCCCUCCUGGAAUACUUAAGGACUGUUCGACUGUUGUGAAGGAUCCUCUGGCACAUAUAAUAAAUAUGAGCUUAUGUACUGGAGUAAUACCUUCCGAAUGGAAAGUGGCUAAAGUUAUCCCAGUUCACAAAAAAGGGCCCAUCAAUGAUUUUGAUAAUUACCGUCCUAUAUCCAUAUUACCGGCUGUCACAAAAGUCAUGGAACGAAUAGUGCAUGAUCAACUGAUGAAUUAUUUAGAGACCAAUCAUUUGAUAAACGAUUCUCAAUUUGGAUUUCGACCAAAACGAUCAACGCAAUUAGCUGUGACACUAUUGUUGGAUAAAGUUCGAGCGAAUAUGGAUAAGGGACUACUAACAGGAAUGGUCUUCAUUGAUCUAUCCAAAGCCUUCGACACUGUGUCCCACUCUAAUCUGCUAAAUAAAUUAACAAGAUUUGGUAUUAAAUCAUAUGAGCUGGAAUGGUUUACCAAUUACUUGUUUAAUCGAUCUCAAUGUGUUAGCUUCGAUGGUUCAUUAUCAGAGAAAUUCAAAGUUACAUCAGGAGUACCCCAAGGGUCUAUCUUGGGGCCUCUUUUAUUCAUAUUGUACAUUAAUGAUAUCGACGACCAUCUCAUUAGUGCACAAAUCAUAAA